This is a messenger RNA of Medioppia subpectinata, 729 nucleotides long. The record is from the annotation of a GenBank genome assembly. NCBI's taxonomy places the organism in Eukaryota, Metazoa, Arthropoda, Arachnida, Sarcoptiformes, Oppiidae.
AUGGGCUCACGAAUUCAUACGAUUAACGACUUUGGAUAUGUUGUACUGGAAAUCGAUUGGCUUUUCCCACGCGAUUCCGGUGUUUAUAAAUGUGUGGCCACUAAUGCCUGGGGUUCGGACACAACGCAGGCUGUGGUGAACGUGAAGGCCAAAAAGGAUAUCGUAGUCGACAGUCAAUUGCCUCCCGGAGUGUCGUCACAGCUCUGGAAGCGUCAGGAAUACGCUCUCAUUCAGGAGGGCUUAUCCGAAGAGGUGUCGCAACAAACGCCACGAUUUGUCACAGAAAUGAAAUCAUUGGAUCACUUGACAGAAGGCGAUAACAUUCACUUCGAGUGCCGACUCGAGCCCAUAAGCGAUGGCCAGUUGACCGUCGAGUGGCUCCAUAACGGGCAGCCCUUGCGCUCCGGCCAUCGGCACAAAGCUAUACACGACUUUGGUUUUGUCUCUCUCGACAUACUGUCCGCAUAUCCAGAGGAUUCUGGAGAAUAUAUUUGUCGCGCGAAAUCACCGAAAGGCGAGACUGAGAUCAGGGCUACAGUGAAAGUGAAGGCCAGACCCUCACUCAUAACGACUUCACAGUUGCCGACAGAGAUGUCAUUAGCGAUCAACCGAAUGAUAGAAACGGAGUCUUCAACACAAUUAAUCGAGACGACCGAAGAGGAGAUUAGAAGAAUGGCACCAAAUUUUGUGUUAAAACCCGAACCGUUGGUUGUGUUAGAGGGAGAGUGC